Messenger RNA from Cornus florida, 915 nucleotides. Its product is annotated as F-box protein At4g00893-like. The coding region runs from base 1 to 915 and encodes 304 amino acids. The record is from RefSeq and is a predicted model, not a curated record. NCBI's taxonomy places the organism in Eukaryota, Viridiplantae, Streptophyta, Magnoliopsida, Cornales, Cornaceae. The transcript has a single exon.
AUGAACACAACUACAGAAUCUUCAUCAUCAUCCCCACCAUUGAUGUUCUUCUUAGGAGAGCUUUCCGGCGAGACCAAACACGCCUUCUUCAACCCCAUGAACAAGGCAUUGGUUCAAUACCAGAUCUCAGAACUCGAACCUCAACUCGAGUGCCUCUCGACUCGAUACGGUUGGUUACUUUUGUUGUCCCGCGAAACUUCUUCCCUCUUCUUCUUCAAUCCCGUCUCUCACAAGAAGAUCCAACUCCCUUACAGGAAGUCCAUCUUCAACGCCGCCGCUUUCUCCGCGCCACCCACCUCGCCGGACUGCACCGUCUACGCCGUCGUCAUGCCCACCUUCAGAUUCAAGCUCCGUGUUGAUACUUUGCGUGUAGGUCAAGAAAAGAGAAAGUGGGUCCGUCAUAGUAUUAGACCCUCGGAAAUUGAAUGCAGUACCGGUGUUCAAGCUGUUUGCUGUAACGGAAAACUUUAUCUGGUCGACAUGCAUGGAAGGGUGGUUGUUUUUGACGGUGAAGAUAAUAGUUGGACUCGAAUUCCCGGUAAAUGUUUUGAAAGGAUUUGGGACUCGUAUUUCGUUGAGUUCAAUGGAGAUGUGUAUGCAGGGAAGAAAGGUGGUUACGGGGCUGUGGAGAAGGUUUUUAAAUUGAAGAUUGAGAAUGGUGUGAGUGAGUGGGUGGAGGUGGAGGAUGUGGGUGGUGUUAGUUUGUUUCUUGGACCACACGGUUCUUGCGCUUUGCCGGUGAAAGGGAUGGAGAACAAAGUGUUUGUGGCGGGAGAUGGAGCUAUAUGCAAGUUUGGUGUCUACAAUUUCAGUGGUGGUGAAGUCAAUGAGGAUGAGAAAUUUGAUCAUCCAGCUUAUAAGGGGUGGUAUGUUCCCGUUUGGAUAAAUGAACAGCAACCAAGCAAUCUCAAGUGA